UCUCGUGUCAACCUCAGAGACUGUCUCGGGUGCAAGCUGAACAGCAGUUGGCAGGAAACCUGCAGUGAAACGGGUUUUCAUCGUUGUUUGUGCUUCUCCAGCUUAUUAGCAGCUUGCAGCACCAAGAAAUGUCAGGGUGGUGGGUGUAGGUGUGACGAGACACUUCUACAUCUCCUGUGAUUCCAGCCUCCUGUCUCCUCCAUGACAACUCCGGAGGAAGACUAAACCGCAUUUUCUUGACGACAGAUCGAGGGUCGGCAGCCAGACUUUUAGGUGGGGUUUUUUUUUCAGCCAUUCGAUUGGAGCCAUAUCCGCAGCAUCAUCUCCUCAUUGUCAUCCCCCCGGUCAUCAACAUCGUCUGUAUCUGGACCUCGACACCGUGCGGUUGGUGACGAUCACAAGGUAUGUUCCGAUAAAUACUGGCGGGUUCUUCCCUGUGAUUUUUCCCCCCUGCUACCAAGCCUGAAUACAAAACGAUUCUUUUUUCUUUAUUGUGCUUUCAUGGACUGCAGUCCGACUCGGGGGUACCCCACGUGUUUCCGCUGUGCACAAGAGACUAUGAAUGGAGCACGCGGUUUGUUGACUUGUCGUCUGGACGCCCGUUCGUGCAGCUUGUGAUUGACAGAUGACAUUUCCACCGGUGUCCAGGCCAGCGCCUCCGUGCUACAAAAAUUACAGGUAAAAGUAGGUCGCUGAGCUGCUUUGCCAGCCAGCAAGCUGCAGGUGAGCGCGGCAUCUUCUCCUCCGCCAACGGCUGCAGAUCGAGCCGCCUGGUCUCGGCAGCACGCGCAAGGGGGCGACGCACACGCACUCUUGUUUCCGCGGACUCCGCCUCGGUGCCAGGACCGCUUCAAAGGGGGCAGAUGCAAGGGGAGGCGACCUCACCCACCCAGCCACCCACUCAUCCCGGUGGAAGACCACCCACUGGCUGAAGCCUUGUAUCGCAGUCCAUGUCCACUCAGCGCCGUUUGCCCCGCGCUUGACAGACAAUCAAUAUCCCUCUGCCGAGCAAACACUCCAACCCCGGCACCCAUGACAGCUGGGCGGAGCUACGAGGAGGCGCGGCCAAUCAAUGCCGGGUCAUUUGCAUGCUAGGCCGCGCCUUGGUCGCGAAGCAAGCCAAGUAUAUUGCUAGAGAGAGUGGGGUUUGUGGGUAUAUUUUACCACGGGCCACAUCGGCGCCAGCUCGUUCAUCUGUAGUGUUGUAUGUUCACUUUGUUGUUGACGCUGUCCACGACGUGAAUGUCAGGACGGCCCUCUCCCGUCGAGGCCCCUGUAGACUUGUUGUUGUAACAAAGUGAUAACAGAGAGUGUUGGGAAAGUGAUCGUCUUUUUUCUCUUCAGUGUUUUGACUCCAGCUCAUGAGUAGUGCUUGGAUAUUUCCCCUAUGAGUCGCUGGCUGCUGAGUGGCGGCAGUGCGAGUGCGGACUGUGACACUAGGUGGGUGAUGGUGUCGCCCAGUGUUUCGUGUUCCGCUCACAAGUAUAAACCCUCGCGCCGGGAGCACCGAUCUGGGAACUAUACGAUGUGUGAGUAAAAGUGAGGAACAGGACAGCCCCAAGACGCUGGGCCUUUUUUUUUCUUCUUCUUCUUCUCUUCCCGGGUAUCUCGGGUGCUGAAUCUUCACACCCACCCUUACCCCUUCCCUUCAACACCUGCUUUUUUGCCGUAUCGGCCGCCAGUUGACAGCUGAUACGCUUUGAUAAACAAGACUCCCACCUGCUUUCAACGAGCACCUUAUAUUUCAUCAGUUGUAUUAGACGAGUUCCUGUGAGAGGAACGUAAUUGCCCAACAGUGGACACCUCACACACCCACCACGUGUCGGGCCUGUACCACCUCUCCACCCCAACCCCUUCGUCGGACGCCAUGCUGCAUGCCAAGUCCAACUACGAUGCCACGCAGGCCAUGUCGUCAUAUCCGAUGACGUCCAUGUCGUCAAUGGGGUCGAUGACGUCCAUGGGAUCCAUGGGUCCGCUCGGCUCCAUGUCAACCAUGAGCUACAGUCCGCAGACCAUGCCCCCGAUGGGGGGUGUCUCCAUGGGCUCCAUGACGCCCCCUGGCAUGGGCGUCGGAGGGAUGCCGAUGGGGGGCAUGGGCAUGCACACAGGGAUCAGCUCCAUGGGCACACCGCCCAUGAGCGGCAUGAACGGCAUGAGCGGCAUGGCGAUGGGAGGCAUGCGCAACACCACCAUGGACAUGAUGUCCAUUAACCGCGCGCGUCACGACAAAACCUACAGAAGGUCCUACACGCACGCCAAGCCGCCAUACUCCUACAUCUCGCUCAUCACCAUGGCCAUCCAGCAGUCGCCCAACAAGAUGUGCACGCUCAGCGAGAUCUACCAGUUCAUCAUGGACCUCUUUCCCUUCUAUCGCCAGAAUCAGCAGCGCUGGCAGAACUCCAUCCGCCACUCCCUGUCCUUCAAUGACUGUUUCGUCAAGGUGCCGCGAACGCCGGACCGACCAGGGAAGGGCAGCUACUGGGCGCUGCACCCAGACUCGGGGAACAUGUUCGAGAACGGAUGUUACCUACGGCGGCAGAAGAGGUUCAAAUGCCCGAAGAAAGAGAUGAUGCGGCAGGCGGCGCGGGGGUUCAUGCGGUCGGACCACGCCUCGGGCGAUGAGCACGAGGGCAGCGUGGCCACUUCCAACGGUGACGGCGAUGACCGGCAUGGGGGCCGCCUGGACGACAGUGGCCAGCCCCUCUCGGCGCCAAACACUCCUCCGCACGUGUCAGACAACAAGCAGGCGCAGCCCAACCAGAACCCUCAUGGCAUCCAGCCCAAGUCGGAGCUGGACGCUCUACCCCUGGAGCUGCAGCACCCGGGGGUGUGCCAACCGUCGCUCGCGUGUGCCGGCGACCUGGGCAGCGUUCGCGGGCUGUCUCACGACGUGCAGGUCUCGCAGGCUCUGGGACUCCACCACCAUCAUCACCAGCAGCAGCAGCAGCAGCAGCACCACCAUCACCAGCCGCACCCGCAGCACCCGUCCCAGCACCAACACCAGCACCAUCAGCACCAAGCCCCACACAACCACCAGCAGCAGCAGCAGCAGCCGCCCCAGCAGCCACCCCCGCAGCACCACCCGCACCACCCGUCCAUGCAGCUGGGCCCUGCAGGUCAGUUAACUCACAACCACUCUUUUAACCAUCCUUUCUCCAUCACCAACAUCAUGUCGGAGAACAAGCUGGACAUGAAGAUGUAUGAAAGCAUGCACGCUGGCUAUGGCUACGCCCAGAUGUCGCCAUUGUCGCUCCCCAAGGACUCCUCGCCGCCAGCCAUGCACCACACGAGCGACGGCUACUAUAAACCCUACCAGGCCACCGCCGGCUUAUGACUAUAUGCCUGAUUUCCGAUGGUGAUUUUUGUUUUUAUUUUUAUUUCCCCAUCUCCCAAACCUCCAAGCCCAAACCCUCCUUCCCCACACAUCCAACCCACCCGACCCUACCCGACUCACGCGUAGGGCCACCCGUGGCAUGGCAACCUCAAGUCAGAUCUUCUUGUACUUCAAGCGGCAUUAGGCCUGCACACAACCCAGCUUGUAGCGGCUGAACCGCAGCAAUCAAAAGACGAUCUGCCUCACACUGCGCCACCCCGCCUGACAAUGGCCACCCUGAAUAUCAAUAUCCGUAGAGUAGCAACAGUCACUGCCAGGCUGCCGCCUGUCCAUACUGUGUCUGUCCACGGCCUGCAGCCGCCUCGCAAGGCUGCGAAAUGUAGAACUGGCGACAAAGAGAGAGAGAGGAGCGGAAAUAUCCAACAGAAAGCUGUUUGGGGUGUUUCCUUUGAUAACAACAGCAAGCCUCCCGAAUUUUAAUAGCAGGCUUUCUUGAGUGCCGAGGAGAAGAGAGAGAGAGAGAAAAGAAAGAAAAAAAAACCAACAAACAACAACAUGAAACUAACAGCCAACGCGAAAGUGUUUGAACUGCCUUUGUUUCUGAAAAGUAGACAUCUUCAUCUCCUCAUGAAUGAGAGAAACACAGAGUAAGAAAGAAAGAGACAGAGAGAGGAAGAAGAAGAAGAGAAAAAAAAAGGAUGUAGGCCCAAGGGACAAACAUUGAAAUGACCGACCUCUUCAUAGCUUGUUUAAGCCCAAGUUGUUCAUCGAAUAUUUUUUUUUUUCAUUUUUUGAAAGCACUCGCCAAUCUUCGUAGUGUUCUUUGCUUGAAAGAUUCGUGCAUUUACAGAAAAGCUGCAACCAAAGACUUUUUUUUUUCUCUCCGUCGAUUUGUGAACGUCUUGGACUAGAAACUCCUUUUUUUGUUUGUUUAUAUGUGUGUGUAUAAAUGUGUUGACAAUUUAUUUUUGUCUUCGCUCCAUUUCGUUUCCUUUGUUUCACAUGGGCUGGACCUACUGAUCUAGCAGUCGUGUGCCUGUUGAUAUUGUCAUAGGUUGUGACGGUUUGGUGUGGGCCCGCCGGGACUGUGGCCUCGCCAAACCUCGACAAAAACAUUUUUUUAUGUUCUUGAUUGUGUUCGUGUGGCACUCAACGUUUUUUGCAUUUUGAAACCAAAAAAAAAAAAUUAUAUAUAUAUAGUCUGGAUGUUGGGGUGUGGAAUCGUGUUCUUUUAUUUUCUGCCAUCGAAACUGACCAGCGUCCGGACUUCCUUGUCGGUUGAAUGACGUCACACGGUUAGGGUAGAGACUGUUGUUAUGUAGGCGGCGGCACUUCUUCCACAAUCAAGCUUCGCCGACACCAUUCACUCAUGUGGAAAAGAUCUGAACCACCAAGAGAAAUCGCUCGGCAAGUGAUAAUCAUUCUCCGGCGCUCGCUACAGGCGGCGGGCGUGAAAUCGACUUGGCCGCUGUGGGACCACUCAGCGGCUCAGUGGCGUGUGAAAUUGACAACACUCAGUCCUGUCAAUCGCCUUUUUGUGCACACUGAACCACUCGGACUGGGAACCUUUACUGCUAUGUAUGCCGAGCACAUACUCGGGGUACACCCCUGGCUGUAGGCAGCUACCCCUUCAUGUUCACCAUGGCAAGGUAAAAAAAAAAAAAAAGAAAAAAAAAAGUAAACAUCUAACUCCGUUUUAAAAAAGUUGAAACAAUUAAUCAUCGGCUUAAUUAUUACAUUUUUUUAAAUAAAAAAAAUUAUAAAUAAUGGCUGAUGGUACGAGACAAUUUCGAAGCGCAACACAAAGGUUUUACUGAUAUUAGAAGGAUAAUGUUUUUGCCGGUCGUGCUUUAAAGUGUGAUUAUUUCUCCCUUCUCCCACCCUCACCCGUACUUAGAAUAGUUCCUCAGUGGCCAUAAUGAGAAGCAUUUCACUGCGAUUUUCUGCACGCCUUCUCAGAACUUUCAUAUUUUCUUGCGAAUGAUAUUCAUCACAUAUCUUAGACUGCUUCAGACAGAAAAGGCGGGUGUGAAAUGUAAAAUGCAAAUGCUGCCCAGACAAUCAUACUUUUUUUUUCUUAUUUUUAUCAUUUGAAUGCUAAUUUGAUCGUUUGAUCAGAGAAAUCCACAAGGAAGCUGAGAACAGUUUAUUAUCUCCUUGUUUUUCAUAGCACAAAGUGGCGUACAUCUGUUGACUAGUCGGAGGUGGGGGGCCGUGGGUAAAAAAAAAUAAAUAAAUGAAACAAAAUAAUUAUAAAAAUUGCAAAGGAGAUUACAAAUGUUAUAUUUCUGCAUUUUCGUUUGUAUUUGUUCUCCUAACUUGCUCCUCCCAACUUACCUGUGGUUCUCCCCCGCCCCUAUCCACCACUCGUUGCUGUGAGCAAUCGCAUCUUGGACUGGUCAGUAGACAUGAUAUACCUGUAGUGUUUCACAAUGAACCGGUUCACUCAGUGUCCUAUAUAUGCUUAUAAUUAUUGUACUUUUCCGGACAUUCUUGUUCAAUAUAUGUACAGAUCUUUGAAAUGUAGAGGAUGCAUUUUGUCUCACUAUUUUGUAUCUUUACCAAAGGAACAAACUUUGAAACCAAAGGAAGCGAAAAAGCUACAAAACGAAGAGAAGAAAAAAUAUAAUAAAAUAUAUGAAAUGGAUAUUUUCUUUCGAAUUGUGUGUUGGCCAGACGUGCGGUAGGUAUAAUGGGCUGUUCGCCAUCAUGCCCCGAGAAGAAGAAACAAAUGGUUGUGGUAGUCGCUGUACCACCGACAGCUCAACAUCUCCCUCUGCCCCGCGACUGUGCAAAACAGAGAGACGGAGAGAAAGAGAGUGAGAGAGAGCAAUCAACCUCACUCCAGUUCCGCUCUGCGUUUCUAGGCAACAGUUAUCAGGCCACGAUAACAAAAAGUGUUGUAAAGGAAAACGGUGAAGAGAGUCAGACUCUAACUAGGAGUUCAAAACUACCGCAGCAGCUAGACAGCAAGCAGGGUGUGUAUUUUUUAUUUUAUUUUAUUAUUUUAUAUAUUUUUUGCAAACCAGGAAAGAUACAAAUAAAAUUUAAAAAAAAUGCUUGUAGAAGAAAACUAAGGAGAAUAAAUAAUGUAAUAUGUAAUAAAAGUUCUGACAGAUAACCCAACAUCAGUCACUCAACACACUAUUUCCAUUUUACAUUACAAAACUGUCGAUGUUCAAAAGCCAAAUAAAUAUGUCUCACAAAAUUUAAAAUACAAAUAGAACACUUUGACUAAAAUUUCAAGAUAUUUUAUAUUUUACCCCGCAAUAUUUUUUAGAAAUUUAAAUUUAUUACUGUAUAUUAUUUUUUUAAACAGUACUUUAGACAGAUUUUGUAGUUUCCACCAACCAAUGCCUCAUUCUUUUUUAAUUCUGUUUACAUAUUCAGAAAAAUUAUGCAGUAUAGAACAUUUAAACAAUUUGCGACUUGAAUAAAUGAUAAGGUAGUUUUUUGAAAGAAUAAACCAAAUAAAUUAAGUAAAUAAAUAAAACUAAGAAGGUGUGUACUCUACCCCUACCCCUGACCACUUGUCUCGCUUCACCAGGUUAAUACAGUGGACUGUAUAACACUAGUUAUCACUGUACACAAAAUAUUUACAACAGAGGUCCAGCCUUUCGGUGGACAUUUUCUAAAAUCUUCAUCUUUGUCUGGGUUGAACUAAAAUGUCUUCUACCGGAACUGGAAUGAAAGAAAGACCAAACCAUGACUGUGCCAACCGAGCAGUUGGUUCAAGAGACAAGGAAAGUUUCCUCAGAUUCGGGGAGGAGUAGGGAGGGUUGAGAGGGAAAGAAAAGAGAGAAAGAAAGAGAAAGUUUUGUAGAGACGGUGGUCCGCGGGGCCUGGCUACUACACAUUCCACCUCAGUUCGUUCCCCAAAACCGCGCAGUUGAGUAGUCGAGGGCUGUGUUAUCCUUGUACAUGCCUGUGUGUCUUAGGACGAGAAGUUUGUAGCACUCUCUGUUCUCCUCCUCCUUCCUUCCUCCUGUCUGCCCCUCCCUGUCCCUGGCUUUUCCUGAUAAGGGUGGGUGACGACUCAAAACGCAAGUACCCCUUUUCCUUUUCGCCAAGAUCUGAGAGGCAGCUUAACUGUCUUGUGCUCAAAAACAAAGCGUAUCUCUCUCCCUCUCUCACUCACUCACACACACACAGACACAAACACACGCACGCACGCACACCUAACUACACAGCACUUUCCCUGUCAGCCACUCAGCGUCACAAGCAGUGUCCCAAUCGUUAUUCUCCCCAUUUGUCCAAAGAUAUCUGUUAUUAACAUUUUCCUUUGAAUGUCACACAGACUGCAGGGAAACGUUUCUCCGACAAAAAGAAAGAAAAAAAAAAUCGGUUGUAGCUUGUUAUCGCGCUUCAUGCUUGAGCGACUUAUCGACAAAACCUGCGACAUUCUUCACGAGGCUAGAAAUGAUAACAAAGAAAUUUUGGAGUAUGUGAAAUUUCACACACACGCACACACACACACAUGCACACAUAAAGUCAGGACAAGAGAAAGAGGUUAGGAUGCACAGAGGGGAGGGAGAGUUUUUUCAUUGUGAAGAAAACAAUUCUUGCUUUCUUGUUCUUGUGGUUUUCUUGCUCUGCAAGUCACAGAUGCUGGGUUAAAGGGAAGGCGCAGGGUUUGAUCACACGGCUGAACAAUUCCGGGUGCAACCACCAGGGUUGUACAAGCUCUGUGUGUGUGUGUCAUUGAUCUCUCAUCCAGCACCGGUGCACGCAGGCCGUUAGCCACGCUCAGGUGACAGACAGAAGUAGUUCGCCACAUCAGCCACAGUCACGUGAUGCUGUUCCCUUAGAAGGUGGAAGAAGACACUUUCUAAAAUAUUCUGGAAGCUUCGGACUGCCUGCUCUUGUAGUGGAGUUGCACAGAAAAGAAUUUAAACAAAACAGAGGAAAAUAUCAAAAUUCGAUUAAAUAAAAAUCUGGCUCUUUAUUUUAAAAAUAAUUUUUAAUCUUUACAGGUAGGAUUUUUGGAGAAUUUUAAGUAUGAGAUUUUAGAAGGACUUAGUUUUUGUGAUAUUGUUAUUGUUGACGAUGAUGAGGAGGAGUAAUAAUCGAAUGAGAUAAAAAUAAUGGCGAAUAAUGUCUUGCAUUUGUUUAAAAAAUGAUAUUUUUGUCAUAGCGACCAAUAGUGCUGUGACAUAUUUCACCUGUUGAUAAAAAUCCCAACAUUUUAUUGUAGCUUUCACCAGAAAACAUAGCCAGUAGUUGAGUCACCAGGACAGGUAAAAAUAGGCCGGAGAUAAAUGGUGCGAUGUGAGGUGACACACUUCCGCUAGGUAAAGAUAGUGAGAACAGUUUCUCUCUCUCUCUCGCUCACACACACUCUUCUCUCACUCCCUUGCUCACUCUCACUUACUCUAGGAAGAUCAAGAAAGGGGGAGGGGGAGAUUGGGAGAGAAAGAUUAGAGAGAUGGGGGACGGUGAGAUCCUAUAAUAUUAUGUACCUAUAUUACCUCUUCUAGUAGUCAACAAGUAGAGAGUCUACUUAACACUUACUUGUUCCUGAAACUUAUAUCCCGGAGCACUCGACAACAAUUUUGUUUAUUUGCCGCAUCCUGAUUCAUUAGCUCAAAGUGUAAAUACCAUCUGAUAAGUUCACAAAAAUUAAUGUAUAUCUAAAAAUACAAUGCGGAUAGUUUUAUAUCUGUCUGUCUGAUUGCUUGGUAGUUGUCUGGCGGCUUGUCUGUCUGUCUGUCUGUCUGUCUGCUAAUCUCUCGGUUAAACCACGCACGCACGAACGCACACACCUCUAUUAUCUUAUAUUCUCCAUUGUCAUUUGGUAGUCCUCUUUCCUGCAGCAGACACUCUUCUCCUUUCCCUCCGCACCUUCUCAACCAGCUGUCAUAUUUCAUUGCCCUUUUCAAUUUUUCGAUUUUCCAAUCGAUGCUGAUGGUGUUUGUGGUGACUUGGCUGUAUUCCUGUAACCUGAUGUCGGACAGCUUCGCUUGUCGCCGGCACAAACAUUAUAAUGGAAUUACCCCAGCUGAAUAAAGCCCCCGACAGUCCCUGCGUUUAAAGGGGGGGACACUGCUAGGGACAGGACAGGCAAUCGCCAGUCGAAUGGAAGGUGACUUCAUUCAUUACCGGACGACACGUGCUUUUGCUCGUGUCAGCCUUGACCGCACGUCACGCGCGGGGCCUUGUUGCUUUGUCUUCUUCUCUCCCUCCCCUUAGCUAUUAUUUUCUCCCGGCACCCUUCCCCACCACCACCUUCCUUCCUUCAUCAAGUUGAGAAAAUGUCGGCCAAUCUUCCCGCAAAAGCAUGCUCCUUGUCUGAAUCUGUUUUCUGAAGGGAGAUAAUUUGAGCCUGUUACGUCUUUCAGGUGGCGAUAAUCAUUGUCAAGCAGUUGCUGGUCUGUGGGUUACCAACGUAUUGUAAUUAGAAAACAAGGGAAUUUCACGGGUGGGGGAGUUGUAGAAUAAUGGGUGGGGUUGCAGUUUGCUGCUGUCUUAUUUCAGUCUUUUGUAUUACGAUAGUGAUUAUCUGUUCAAUUAUCUACCCUUACAGAUGGAACAUUUUACUUAAUUUUCUUUUUUUUUUUUUUAAAUCUUGUGCGCCUAGCAUUUCUUGGCUACUAGUUGCAAUAUGCAGCGGCAAUAAAGAAAGCUUGUUUCUAGUAUCUAAUUAUCCUCCCAAUCAAUCAAAGAUAUUCAGGAAGAAAUUCUUGAGAAUCGUCGAUCAUGCUCAAAACACGUAUCAUCUACAAGCCCAGCACGAGGAGACAUCGAUCUCGACACGUAUAUUCACUUGCAGCAGUCUCUAGCCGCCUUUUGUUUCUAGAAUUCUAUCCUGAACUUAAAGCCUGCCACUUUCUGCCUCGCCUCCAUCAAUAUGAUCUCUAGCAAAGGUCCAUGCUUCGCGGAGCUCACCCAGGUCCACACCACGUGAUCAAUAAACGUCGGAAACAUCGGCAGCUGUAUACCGAAGCCUCCCAACACCCUCUUCCCUUUCUAUCCACGGCCUUUUUGUGAAGGGGGGAUGGAAGGGUUAGGGGAGGGAAGCAUCUUCCGCCAGUGCACGUGAUGCUCGGACCAGCGUGGGACAGACGGCUAGACAACAUCGACUACAGGCGAAAGGGGGGCGCUGCAGGCGGCGCUCUUGUCGUCGGGUCUUCUUCUCUUCUGCGACGUUCUGCAGGAAUUCUGCGCCACGCGGGGGCCCUACAGGAACCACUUCCACCCCGGGGCCUGCGCCCACCACUUUCGAGCACAGGACGACAGACACGUUUCGAUCCCUUGAUCGUUUCUGAGUAUUUGUUUUGCCAAGCAUCCACGGCGGUCCGACAAAUCUGAGCUUUGUUCACUCGGAAGCGCCAGACACAGAGGUGCGCUAUGGAGUUUGGUGCUGGAGAAAGGAUGGGAUAAGGGAGUCUUGUCUUGACAGUGUUGUCCGUGAAAAAAAAAAA
Pomacea canaliculata is the source of this 10755-nucleotide messenger RNA. Its product is annotated as silk gland factor 1-like. Lineage: Eukaryota; Metazoa; Mollusca; Gastropoda; Architaenioglossa; Ampullariidae. Gene Ontology annotation, biological process: anatomical structure morphogenesis; regulation of transcription by RNA polymerase II; cell differentiation. The record is from RefSeq and is a predicted model, not a curated record. Gene Ontology annotation, molecular function: transcription factor binding; RNA polymerase II cis-regulatory region sequence-specific DNA binding; DNA-binding transcription factor activity, RNA polymerase II-specific.